UGUCUUGACUGUUUUAUAAAAGUCAAUAUUUUGUUUAAACGGGAACACCAAAGUUUUGUUAAUAAUGGAAUCCUUAGUAAAUAAUGAAAAAGUAACAAUAUUUCCGAUGCUAGCGUGGCAUUUUUACAAAUUAGGUUUAGAUUAAUUUUGGAGCUUUUUUUUUACAAGUGCUUACCAUGAACACCAAGCCAACGAGUAAAGAUCUUUAUUUCAAUGAACUCAAGAGUGAGAAUGAUCAAUUCGGAAAUAUUGUCUUUUAUAUAGAACCGACUCAAUCUCAAUUGAAAAAAGAAGAGUCUUCAAUUUUUUUAUUGCAGUCUCGACAAUGGGAAUUACUUCAUAUAAAUGAAGACAAAAUGCCUAAAACAAGUUUUAAGCCACCGCGUUGUAAGCGAGUUUUUGUUCGAAGGAAAAAAAGUUUACCAGCAGAAGUGGAAGAAACAUUAUACAACGUUGAAGAUAACUUAGUUUUUUGCGGAAACAUAUUUGUAUACGACAUUAUAUGGACGUCAGAAAAUUUAAAGGAAAAAUAUUUAGAAGUUUUCAGUGAGAAGCUUGUACGGAACUUUCAAAAACCAAAUACUUCAUAUGUGCCCAUAUAUAAAAAUGAUGAUUUCGAUAAAACUUACCAAUCAGAUUAUGACUGCAGCUUUAACCAAAGUUUAGAAUAUACAGUUGGGGUUAUUGCUAAACUCACUUAUAAGGUUGAAAAAAUAUUACUUAUUUCCGAGCACUUAUAUGAAAUCAAUCAAUAUAACUUCAAUGAUGUAUACUUAAAAUUGGCCUACGAACCGGUUGUUAUUUGCACAGACUAUUACACAAGUGUUCAAGGUCUAACUACUUCUCAUUUCCAGGUAUCUGAAAAAUUAGGUAAGUCUUGCGAACAUCAUAUCCUACAAGUAACAACACGCAGAGGAUCUUAUUCGGACCUUUCGUUGUCACUUUCGGAGAUAAGCUUAAUCAAAACAUUAUAUCGAAAAAGUAUGUUGCUCGCUAAAGAAAGAUACAGUGACUUACCCGAUGAUGUUUUAGUUAUAGAUUGUCUAGAUGAAAUAGAUAACAGUAAUGCAUCCUUUGAAAAAUCAGUUAACGUUCCAACGUCAGCUGUAAACAGUUUUGAUGACGAUUUCGAAGAUAUUGUUUGGAACGAAGGUUUAUCCGUCUUCAAUGAAAAAAAUAAUAACAAACAUGCACAAAUAAAUAAAGAAGAUCAAGAUAUGAAAGCAAAAGAAGCAAAAAACAGCAAAACUAUUGAUAACAACAUGAAAAGUAAAGAUAAAAAAACUCAAAAAGUUUGUUAAUAGCUUGAUUGAAAAAUCUGAAAGUUUUAAGCAUUUCAACUUUGAAGAAAACGUUUUAAGCUUUAAUACUACACAGAAAAAUGAACAACUUCACGAAAGCGAAAGUGCACACAUGAUUACGCAUUUCAAACCUAUACAAGCCCAAUCCUGCAACAGUUAUCCAACUAGCAAACAAAAUAAACCUAAUACCCCAAUAAAACACAUAUCAACUAACUUAGUAAGCGAACCAAAAAUUGUUCCUCUUUGUAAUAUCAAAAUACUUUUAAAUGCAGACAUGUCUGAUGUGAAUUCUUUAACCGCUUUUAAUAAUUUAGCUGUAAAAAAUAUACCUGAAAAUGGAGAUCCUAUUUUGAAAUCAAAGUUAGUUGAUAAUAAUCAUUCGGUCAAGUACAAUAUAGAGAUUUCCUCCGCAAAAGAAGCCUCUAAUUUGAAAAGUAUCCCAGCAAUAACUGAAAGUUUCUCAAAGAAAACAUUACCUGAGAAUGAGAUAUUGCCUAUUAAAACAAGUUGUAUAAAUAACGAAGACGAAAAAUCUUUAAAACAAUUUGUUAACAGUUUGAAUAAUUUCGAAAGAUACCAUUUUAAACACGUUAAUGUUGAAGAAAGAAGUUCAAACAAUAUUACUGGUCUAAAAAAUGAACUUCCGGAAAAAACAAUAUGCUACCAUAAAAUUACAAUGUGCAAACCGGUAGAAGCAAAAAGCUGUGUCAUUUUUUCCACAAAUGAAAAAAUUCAAAAAAAAACUAGUCUACCCAAUAAAACUUGUAGUUUGGCGUUCGAACCAGUUGUUGUUCUUUGUAACAAAAAUGAGCUUCAAGAAGUUUUACCGUCAAUCAUAUUUGAUUUUGAUAAUUUAUCAGUAAAAAAUAAACUCUCUGAAAACGAAAAGAGUCAUUCUCCGUCGUUUUCAAAUAAUGAAAGCGUUUUUAAAAAUACUACAAAUAAUGAAGAUACUUAUAUAAGUCAAAUAAGUCAUGUUCAGGAUCCUCAUAUUAUAAACUUCAGUACAGAAAAAAAUGUUUGUGAUUCUCCUGGUAAUAAAAACGACGAAACAGAUUUUUCGAUGUUUAUAUCUGAUAUCAGUAUUCUUAAAAACAAAACCUACCCAAGAGAAAUCAAUACUUUUGACGUGUUUUUAGAAAGUAAUUCUGAAUAUGCAAUUAAUCGUAACAAUCUGAAAAAUUUUAAAAAAGAUGGAAAUUGGAAAAUAGAAGGUUGGAAUGAAAAUAAAACUUCGGAAAUCAUUGUAAAAAAUGUAAAAGGAUAUUGCGCUAAUAAUUCUUUAAAUGUUACUAGUACUCCAACAUUUUAUACGAAAAAAACUUUAGUGAAGAAAGAAUCAUCGAUAACUUUAAUAGAAGAUCUUAAAAUAUUACCUGUGAAUACAGAAACUGAGGCAAAAAUGAAGGCUAAUGUAGACGAAGCACUAACAGGAAAAAGAAAUGAACCAACUUUUAAAAAAACUUAUUCCAAUAAAAAAUUUGUCAGUGAAGACAUUAACUUUAAAGUUAACAAGAAAAUGGAAGUAGACAUUAAAAACCUGGAACUAUUAGAUGAAAAUAAAGAUUUUUGUACUUCACAUUCAAAAAACUCUAAAAAUAAAAAUGAAAAUAUAUUUGACAAUGAAAUUUUGCAACUAACAGAUCAAAAACUUUUUUUAAAAGGUUCUGCUGAAAAUACGGCAUUAAACAACGAUAAUGGUUCAAAGCAUUAUAUUAAUUUGUUAAAAGAUAAAAAUGUCGGAUCACUUAAAGACGCUAAUAACUUGCAAAAUAGCGAAGAACAAAAAAUAGAAGAAAAUAUGACCAAAAUUCUAACAGAAUCAAAACUAGCUCUAGAAAAAAUAGAAAAUGAUAAAAAAGAAAAUCAAUUAACUGAAGACGACAUUGCGGAUAAUACAACAAACUUUCCAUUAAAAAGUUUAGAGCAUUGCCAAGAAAGCAAAGAUUCAGGUGAUAGUUUACACAAUAAUCGAUCCAUCGCUACAAAAAGAACAAGUCAGCGCAACAGCUAUUUUAUAAAACUUAAACCACCCUCGGAACCCAACCACCCUUCGGAAGCAUGCAAUUCAGAUGCAAUUCAACAGGUUGAAACUGCUCCAAGUGAAAUAGUACUCACAAAAAAAAAAUCCUUUAAGAAUAAAGUGAAAAAAGUAUUUUUGAAAUUAACAAAUUCUUCAAAAUAUAAAAAUAAAGAAUUAAACUUUGUAGAAAAUAAUGAACAUGAUAUUACUUUAGAAAAUGGCAAUUUAUCUUCGCAGCCGUUUCCAAUGUCAAAAAAUUCAUCUAACACAAAAGACAAGAAGUUAUAUAAUAAACGAUGUAACAGUUUAGACUCUUUUAUAAACGGGGAUUCUGAUGACUUUUUGUCUAGCUCAGAGGAAAUAAAUCUGAGAAAAAAAAAACUUGCUCGUCAUGCUUCAACGGUUAUUAAAUCAAAAGAUUAUUCUCCUGAAGUUGUUGCCAGGGAAACUGAGUUGGAGCUUGAAUGCGUCAGAAAACAAAGACGAAAAUAUCUCUCACAGUCUCAAAAUCUUUCUGCUUGGAAUUUAGAGCAUUAUGAUUCUUUGCAUGCAGAACGAAAUAUGCAAAUCGGAAAGAUAUCUGUACCAGAAGUGUUUUUAACCAAUCAAAAAUUUCAAUCCCCACGAUCAACUUCCGUAGGGAAACUAUCAAUUCCGCCUGCAUUUUCACUAGAGGGUCUUAACCAAUUAGGUUCCAUUGUUGUAACGGAUGAACUAGAAUUUUAAUUUUUAAAAACAUAAAAACGACUACGAUAAAACAUUCUUCUUAUGUGUGUGCGCGAGCGCGUGACUGUAUAUAUUAAUUUAUUAAACUAAUGUCUUAAAAUAUAAAA
Messenger RNA from Hydra vulgaris (swiftwater hydra), 4157 nucleotides. RefSeq lists its product as uncharacterized. NCBI's taxonomy places the organism in Eukaryota, Metazoa, Cnidaria, Hydrozoa, Anthoathecata, Hydridae. The record is from RefSeq and is a predicted model, not a curated record.